This is a messenger RNA of Monosiga brevicollis MX1, 1491 nucleotides long. RefSeq lists its product as uncharacterized. The coding region runs from base 1 to 1491 and encodes 496 amino acids. NCBI's taxonomy places the organism in Eukaryota, Choanoflagellata, Craspedida, Salpingoecidae. The transcript is spliced from 13 exons. The record is from RefSeq and is a predicted model, not a curated record.
AUGCUCGAGAGCUACGUUGCCUCACCCCUGCUCUCACCCUUGACGCUCGAGCUGGAGGAUCGACAAACGCUAAACGAGCUUUACAAUGCUCUGCACAAUCGCAGCGAGCUCCUGUGGACCAAUGAGAUGAAGAAUUACUUGGGCCAGCCUGAGAUUGUCCGUCUCCUCCUCAAAGACAUCUUCCCGACCAAGCGUCUGAACGUUCAGAGGUCACACCAUGCUCUCCAGCUGCUGACGUUGCGCCAGGGCUCGCCUGGCUUGCCGAGCCUCGUUCUCAGCGAGCACCUCGAGGACUUUGCUGAGCAUGUGGUCCAUUCUUGGCUCCACGACAACACACUUUUUUACAACAAGCAUGUUCAGUCAUUGAUUCGUGAAGUGUUUGCUUGUGAUCGAGCCGACUUUCUGGCCGCGCUGCAUCAGAGCUUGCUUCCUCAUCGACACGCCCACGCAUCCCGCGCCCGAGAUUGGCCAUACAAUCAGGUCGUCCUGGCUGCACGCAGCCUGGUGGGUUCCAUUCUUCCUUGCCUACAGACGACAAUUCCCGCCAACUCGCUGCUCGGUGCACAGCCGCUGACACAGCAUCAAUAUGAUAUCUGGGACUGGCUGACUCGCCAGCAGUACAUGGUGCAAAUUCUACGGGCUGCUGGCGUUGCCAACAACGACGCACAGGCAUCGAUUGAGUUGGUUCCUGCCGUGCAGGAAUGGCUGCGCGCACAUCACGGUGUCACCGAUACACAGCGACUGGUGCAUGGCAUCACGCCCAAUCGCUCGCAUGCCAUCACCUUUGCUCUCGAGCGCAUGGAUCAGCAAGGCGUUCCGAGUGUCACGCGCCCCUUUAUCAAGCUACUCAGCAGUUUACUUGGGCACUGUCUGGAGUGGUUGCUAGUGGGAUUGCGUGGGUUGUCGACCCUGGCAGAGGCUGAGGUGGCGACGGGUCGUUGGCAGGCGUUGGAAGCUAGCCUGCCGGUGAAUUGGACCACGGUGCUGGGCCAAGUGGUCCUCGAGCUCGGGGAUGCCGACGUUGUGCACAACGUCAACUAUCGUCUCUUGCGCCUGGUGUUUGUGGAGAGCUCGCUGGAGCGCCUGGAGGCACUGUUCACGCCAGAAUUUUGUGAAGCGUUUGGUGCCUUGCUCACCGAGCCCUCACGACGAGGGCGAAGCGUCUUUGCGCGCCUGAUCUUCAAGGCCGCCGCCGAGCUCUUGGACCAACAAGACGCCGUGUUGAUUCAGUGUCAUUCGUUGGUGGCCAUGGUGGCUGCGCAUCGGCACCAAACUGGGUCUCACCGGGGACCGGAGCAGGACACACCAGCCUUAUCGUCCUCAUCGGGGUCGGGCCAAAACGCCGGGCCUGCCUGCGAUUACACAUCUCCGCCCGACGCGACGGAUGCCAGGCGCCACGUCUCCAAGCUCAGCAAGGUGCAGACGGACCAAGGCAAUAUUCUCCGUCAACCCAACCUCCAUCCCAGCAGCGAAGGCUCAUCAAUCAUCUAG